Molecule: messenger RNA, 315 nt
Organism: Theileria equi strain WA
Lineage: Eukaryota; Apicomplexa; Aconoidasida; Piroplasmida; Theileriidae
Exons: 2
Coding region: 1-315 (104 amino acids)
Source: RefSeq, a predicted model, not a curated record
AUGGAUGAUAGAUGGUUUGAUACUAUUGUAACCUAUCGGAUUAACGGGAAAUUGUAUCGAAAUAAGGAUGCAGGACGACCAUGGACGCUUUACAGCUUCACGAGAGCACGUGCUGAUGACAAGGAUGAAGCAUCUAGUGAUGAUGAAAACUCAUCUGCAGCAAAAGGUGCUGAUGAUCCUGGUCCUUCUGGACCUCAGGGACCUGGUCAAGGUGGUGAAAGAGGAAAGUAUGAUAGAGAAGGAGAUCAAGAAAGAUCUGUUGUUGGUGAUGCUGAUGAUAGUGCUAAAUCUGAUGAACAAGCUCCCGCUCAAUAA